This is a messenger RNA of Clarias gariepinus (North African catfish), 3955 nucleotides long. It is a transcript of the gene stk24b, whose product is annotated as serine/threonine kinase 24b (STE20 homolog, yeast). The record is from RefSeq and is a predicted model, not a curated record. The coding region runs from base 502 to 1785 and encodes 427 amino acids. The transcript has 11 exons. Gene Ontology annotation, molecular function: ATP binding; protein kinase activity. Gene Ontology annotation, biological process: protein phosphorylation. Lineage: Eukaryota; Metazoa; Chordata; Actinopteri; Siluriformes; Clariidae.
GCAAAAUGGCGGCGAGCUGUGGAGCGAACUGAGGAUGUCAACACGGCGCCUCAAGUGACUCUUUUUAUUCUUUUCUUUUUUUUUCGCGUCGGUAAUACAGACAGGGUCGUAUUUUAAACAAGAAAAAAACUACAACAACAACUGGAAUAUAUAUUUUACACCGUUUAAUAGUCUGCUGUGUUUUGAAAGUACAUUUAUGCUAGCUAGCGCGAAACUAGCCGCCUGCGCGCGCGGUGAGGAGAAGUUUAUUUCCCCGUGAUAAAGUCGUGAUUAAUGUUUUCUCUGACUGAAAUGAAUUUAUAGAGAAUCUUUUGCGCUAGUUACAUCUUUUUUUUUCUUUCUCUCCGGCAGCUGGAGGUGCAGACUCGGCGGAUGUUGUCUGCAUCUCUGUCGCACUUUUUUUAAAGGGGAGGUGGUGGAGGGGCGGGGAGGGGGGGUGUGAUUUAAUUUAUUUAUAUAUUUAUAUUUAUUCACUCCUGGUGCUGUGAGUGUGCAGAAGCCAUGGCUCAGUCGCCGGUGCAGGGCAGUUUACCGGGUAUGCAGAGUUUGCGAGCCGACCCCGAGGAGCUGUUCACCAAGCUGGAGCGCAUCGGCAAGGGCUCGUUUGGCGAGGUCUUCAAAGGCAUCGACAAUCGCACACAGAAGGUGGUGGCCAUUAAGAUCAUCGACCUGGAGGAGGCAGAGGACGAGAUCGAGGACAUCCAGCAGGAGAUCACCGUCCUGAGCCAGUGCGACAGCCCCUUCGUCACCAAGUACUACGGCUCCUACCUCAAGGGCUCGAAGCUGUGGAUCAUUAUGGAGUAUCUGGGUGGAGGAUCAGCGCUGGAUUUGCUGGAGCCCGGUGCUCUGGACGAGGCGCAGAUCGCCACUGUCCUGCGCGAGAUCCUGAAGGGCCUUGAGUACCUGCACUCUGAGAAGAAAAUCCACAGAGAUAUCAAAGCAGCCAAUGUGCUGCUGUCGGAGCAGGGCGAGGUCAAGCUGGCGGACUUUGGUGUUGCUGGCCAGCUGACGGACACGCAGAUCAAGCGCAACACGUUCGUAGGGACGCCUUUCUGGAUGGCGCCAGAAGUAAUUAAGCAGUCCGCGUACGACUCCAAGGCUGAUAUCUGGUCCCUGGGAAUCACGGCGAUCGAGUUAGCUAAAGGCGAGCCGCCUCACUCUGACCUUCACCCCAUGAAGGUGCUCUUCCUCAUCCCAAAGAACAACCCGCCCACGCUGGAGGGCAACUACAGCAAGCCGCUCAAAGAGUUUGUGGAGGCGUGCUUAAACAAAGAGCCCAGUUUUAGGCCCACAGCCAAAGAGUUGCUGAAGCACAAGCUGAUCGUGCGUUACUCUAAGAAGACGUCCUACCUGACCGACCUGAUCGACCGAUACAAGCAGUGGAAGGCCGAGCAGUGCCGAGGAGACUCCAGCUCGAGUGAUUCUGACUCAGAACCAGACAGUCAGGCAUCCGGCGGAAACGAUUUCAGCAACGACGAGUGGAUCUUCACGAUUCGGGAGAAGGACCCCAAAAAGCUACAAAAUGGAGCCAGUGUGGAAGAACAGGAUACACCACAGAGGCCGCUGUCACAGAUCUUAUCUACAGUUAUCACACCAGUCCUAACAGAGCUAAAAGAGCGGGGCGGCGAUGUUGCAGUGAAGCCUGACGUGUUAGACGAGUUGGCAGAGGCCAUGUUCCUUGCCGAGGAGACGUAUCCGGGGAUCUCCGACGUCAUGGUGACGCAGCUCAUUCAGAGACUAGACCGGUUCUCUAGAGCCCGGACGUCUUCCUCUUCUCCUCAGUGAUUGGUCUGAUCUGUUAUCAGUCACACCGAAGCCCCUCCCACCACGCACCGGGUCAGCGAAUCCCAGCACCAGCGUCCAGCGAGUGCAGACUUCGCUAGUUUGAUUUGACAAACUCAUGGACAGUAAAGAGGAGUGUCUGUGUGUGUACAUAUCUCUCACACACACACAAACACACACAGAUACACACACUCUCAAUAGCAUAGCAAGCGAGUAGCUUCUGGAAGUUUCUGCUUCUGCAUCGCAACACCAGCCAGCAGAACCACAACCAUGGCUGAAACCCUUAAUUGUAACCAUAGCAUGGCUCUGAUCAAACAGCUGUGUGUGUGUGUGCGUGUGUUCGAGCCGUUUUCUUGUGAAACAAGAUGUCAGCUCUGCAUCAGCUGGACUACAAAGAGUUUAGAUGUAUGUAUAGAGGUGUAUAUACUUUUACACAUUUACAGACUAUGGAUUUUUCUUCCCCCAUGCCGGUCACUGUGUACAGACGGCCACGCCCUGCUGUAGAGAUGAAAGGUAAAUAUAUAAAACUCAAGCCUGUCGAAUGGCCAUUACUGAGAUCGCCUUUUAUGGAAUGUAUGUUACGUUUCAUUUUAAUAUAAAAGAAGAAAGAGUUUAAAAUACGUCAUUAAUAAUCAUUUUUAUCCUGUCAUGAUUAAAUACUGUUUUUUUGUUGUUCCUGUUCAUCUUAUGUGAAAAAGAAGAAAAGUUACGCAAAAAACAUGAGGUGCAAAAGUUUGUGUUCCCUCAGGAAACUCGCAGGAAGGCGGGCAGGUCUGUGCAUGAAUGGUAUCAGAUUUGCCCCCUUUUUUUUUAUGUAAUCUAAAUAUUCUCUAAUUACGUUCACCCAGAUUUCUUUUAGUCAGUAAUUUUUACCAGAAGAAAACCUCGAUUUUGUUUUGUUUCUUAAAAAAAAAAAAAAAAAAAACAUUUUCACUUGUCUUGUCAUUUUUCUUUUUUUCUGGUUUUAUUAGAUAUUAUUUUAAUGUAUCAAAGAAUAGUUUAUAAUAUUUACCUGAAAAAUAAAAAAAGUUUAGGUUCUUAAAAAAAAAAAGAAGAUUCAUCAUCAUAUGUCUUUAUAAAAGAUUUUUGUAGCUACAGUGCCCUCCACAAUUAUUGGCACCCCUGAUAUGUUCUUAGGCUUCUAAUAAGUUGAUUUUUUUUUUAUUGCAGAAGCAUAAUCUCACACUGAAAAUUGUAGAGGAAUCUACCCUUCAACUCGGGGGAAUUUUAAAAAUUGGAAAAAAAAAAUCUAUAACCAAAAAAUUACAAAAUUACCUGUCCUACAAUUAUUGGCACCCCUAACAGUUCCGAUAAAACAAAUGUUUUUUUUACUGUAGUUAAUAAAGUUGAUCAGAGCAUCUAGAAACUUUUAACUAAUAAUUCAUGACUUUCUGUUUCCCUGUGGUAUAAAUAUGGCGUGAUACAGAGGCCUAAUUUCUCUUAUCAACUCUUUAACUAGGGAAAGACAAGAGAACACCGCAUUCAAGUAAGGCGACCUUCAUAAGUUAAGCAAUGCCUACAAGAGAAUAGCCACUUGCCUAAAUUCCCCCAUAUCUACAGUCAGAGGAAUCAUUAAGAAGGUUGGACGAGGACCCGAGGUUAUCUUGCCACCACACAGUGAGUAGAAUAGUAAGAGAAGUAAACGAAUCCCCAAAGCUCACGGUCACAGAACCGCAUCAAAGAGUGGCAUCUUGGGGUCACAAAGUCUCCAUAACAACCAUCAGACACCAUCUACAUGCCAACAAGCUGUUUGGGAGGCAUGCAAAGAAAAAGCCUUUUCUCAUCUACAAUCACAAACAUAAACGUCUGAAGUUUGCUUGGACUUUAACUGGGGCUGCUGGGGUCAGCUGAGACUAGGAUGGAGCCUAGUGGGUCUGGCGUAAAACAAAAGAUGAUCUAGAAAGAUUGUGCAAAGAGUAAUGGUCAAAGAUGUAUUCUUUUUGCUUGUGAAAUGUUAUAGGAGGGGAUUAAGUGCUGUCUUGUUGGUAAAAUAAGGAAUAAUUGAAGUAUUUACAUUAGGGGUGCCAAUAAUUGUGGCCCACAUGAUUUCGUUAAAAAAAUUCUUAAUUUGGGAUUCCAACCCCACAACACUAACCCCCCCAACUACAUAAUUGUACUUCAAUUAAAUGUUGAAUUUUUUUUUGUUUCACAUUUUGGUUCUACACUGUUUAAA